UUUGCUAUAGAGACUGGACUGGAUCUUGUCUGUUCUAGAAGUACAGAACUAACCUGUACUGGUGCUGUGGUAGAAGAGGGGGUCCGGUUUUGGUCGGUCCAGAGGGGGAUGGACACCUUUCUGACCUCAUUUGGACUGAUGCUCACGUGUGUCCAGUGCUCAGCUCAGAGACUCUCUCCGACCGGGAAAAACGUCUGCCUCAGUGCCGGGGAUUCUUCUCCCAUAUGUUGUUCUGGAUGGGGCCAGAACGGUGACGAAUGCACUGUCUCCCUCUGUGAGGGAGAAAGGGCCUGUCUGCAGGAUGAAGUAUGUGUUUAUCCUGGACUUUGUCGAUGUAAACCUGGAUUUUACGGGUACCAGUGCAAAACCCCUUGUCCUCCUGAAUUUUGGGGGCCGGAUUGUCGAGAGCUCUGUCCCUGUCACCCUCAUGGGCUCUGUGACCCAGUCACUGGUGAGUGCUCGUGCCUGCCCAACCGCUGGGGCAACCUGUGCCAAAACAGCUGCAAAUGUGGACGUCAUGGGAAAUGUGACCCUGUCUAUGGCAACUGCACCUGUGAGGAGGGCUGGUGGACGUCCACUUGCUCCAAAGCCUGUCAGUGCCACCUUGCCACAUCCACUUGUGACAAAGCCACGGGACGCUGCCUGUGUGACGAAGCUUACUGGGGCCAAAAGUGCAGCCUGCGAUGCAACUGCUAUGUGUCCCCUUGCCAGCAGCGCACAGGGGCCUGUCAGUGCCUGCAUGGCUGGUGGGGUCCAUCCUGUGAUCGCCGUUGCAUUUGUAAUCUCAGCAAUGCCGACUGUGAUGUGCAAACUGGCACCUGUCUGUGCUACCCGGGUUACAAAGAGCCUUUUUGCAAUGAGCCUUGUGACAGUGGAAAGUAUGGCAGAGGCUGUAGGAGAAGCUGUGGACACUGUGAAGGAGGCAGGUCUUGCUCUAAACAGGACGGCCUGUGUGAUGCCUGUGCACCAGGGUGGAAUGGCACUCGCUGUGACCAGCCGUGUCCUGCAGGUUAUUAUGGCCAUCGCUGCCAAGAGAUUUGUCCGCGUUGCAGAAACAUGGACCCAUGUGACACAGAAACUGGAGCGUGCUUACACUGUGAUCCUGGUUGGACUGGACCAAGAUGUGACAAACCCUGCACAGAUGGUACAUACGGAGACGGCUGUCGUUUCCCGUGUAAAACCUGCCAUCACGGCCACUGUGACCAUGUGACAGGAAGUUGCAUUUGUCUUCCUGGCUUCCAGGGUGAGAGCUGUAACAGCACAUGUCCUCCUAACCUAUAUGGCAUCAACUGCUCCGUGGCAUGUGACUGUGGGAAUCAUGCCUGCCAUCCAGCCACAGGAGCUUGUCCAAACAGUAGCAGGGCAGGUCUCUUAGCAGGGCUUUUGAUUCCCUUGUGCAUUUUAAUUCUUGCCUUGUUGUUCUGCUGCUGCUGUUGUGGGCGGCCCGUCGAAGGGAAGGAAGGAGUGGCGGUUGGAGAUGGCAGUCCUGCGGUUCGCAUGAAGCAUCAUGUUUAUACUGUGCUGGCCAACAUGGGUUCGGCAAUGCCGUGCAUUACUCUUUGGUCAUCUGGUUUGCCUAGGGUUACAGUCUCUCAUCAUGAUCCUGAGCUCACAUUUAACCACACAGGUGGAGCUGGGGAAGGUGGAGGGUUUCUGAAGCAUGCUGCAAGCACUAACUGA
This is a messenger RNA of Sinocyclocheilus anshuiensis, 1680 nucleotides long. RefSeq names its product scavenger receptor class F member 1. The coding region runs from base 109 to 1680 and encodes 523 amino acids. Gene Ontology annotation, biological process: dendrite development; heterophilic cell-cell adhesion; neuron remodeling. The record is from RefSeq and is a predicted model, not a curated record. Lineage: Eukaryota; Metazoa; Chordata; Actinopteri; Cypriniformes; Cyprinidae. The transcript has 10 exons. Gene Ontology annotation, molecular function: scavenger receptor activity; low-density lipoprotein particle binding. Gene Ontology annotation, cellular component: membrane.